This is a messenger RNA of Dipodomys spectabilis (banner-tailed kangaroo rat), 1230 nucleotides long. RefSeq names its product cysteine rich protein 2 (gene Crip2). Bases 66 to 692 code for a protein of 208 amino acids. Lineage: Eukaryota; Metazoa; Chordata; Mammalia; Rodentia; Heteromyidae. The record is from RefSeq and is a predicted model, not a curated record. The transcript has 8 exons.
GCGGCGCGGAGCGAGCGGUCGGCGGGCGCGGAGCGAGCGGGCGCGGGGCCGACGGUGCACCGGACAUGGCCUCCAAGUGUCCCAAGUGCGACAAGACCGUGUACUUCGCCGAGAAGGUGAGCUCCCUGGGCAAGGACUGGCAUAAGUUCUGCCUCAAGUGCGAGCGCUGCAACAAGACGCUGACUCCAGGCGGGCACGCCGAGCAUGAUGGGAAGCCCUUCUGCCACAAGCCCUGCUAUGCCACACUGUUCGGACCCAAAGGCGUGAAUAUUGGGGGUGCCGGCUCCUACAUCUACGAGCAGCCUUUGUCCGAGGGCCCUCAGGUCACCGGCCCGAUCGAGGCCCCAGUGGCCCGAGCUGAGGAGCGCAAGGCCAGCGGUCCUCCCAAAGGACCCAGCAAAGCCUCCAGUGUCACCACAUUCACCGGAGAGCCCAACAUGUGUCCCAGAUGCAACAAGAGGGUCUACUUCGCUGAAAAGGUGACAUCUCUGGGCAAAGACUGGCACCGGCCCUGCCUUCGCUGCGAGCGCUGCUCCAAGACCCUGACCCCAGGGGGGCAUGCGGAGCACGAUGGCCAGCCCUACUGCCACAAGCCGUGCUAUGGGAUACUGUUUGGACCCAAGGGAGUGAAUACUGGAGCUGUGGGCAGCUACAUCUAUGACAGAGACCCUGAAGGCACAGUUCAGCCCUAGGCCCAUAACCCCCUGCAGGGGCAGGACCUGUCUCCUGUGGGAACCUGCCCCCAAGUCCCCUGCUUGGCUUUAGGGAGGAGACUGUCCACUGUCCAGUCCUGCCUUGUGUGUCCUGCCUGUAAGCCCAGGGCCUGAGUCCCUGGAGGAAGAGGGGUCUUGAGGGCAGUCUCCGGAGGAGUCUGCAAGCCCAGCCGUGUCUUGGUGUGUUAUCCCUUGUAGCAUCCUGUGUCCCUGUAUCUACUUUUGUGUCUGUGCCUCCAUCCCCUGUGUCCCACUGUUCCUGGCCUGUCUGUCUCUGUCCUCAUGUGUCCCUGUACCCUUGGUGGAUCUCUACAGUGGCUGUCCCAUUCCUUCCCUGCUGUCCGUGCCAGCCCACCAGUAUUAUGCUCUGCUUGCCAGUGGUGGCCACGCUCUCACGGCACCCAAAGGUGGAGGUGCUCUUGGUGGGACACUCUGCCUGGACUCCUCACUGCCCACCCUUCACAUGGCUCACAUGCAGUGCCCGAUUUUGCUGUCAAUAAAAGGUUUGAGGAUCGUA